This is a messenger RNA of Kazachstania africana CBS 2517, 2256 nucleotides long. RefSeq names its product ATP-binding cassette permease MDL2 (gene MDL2). Gene Ontology annotation, biological process: transmembrane transport. Gene Ontology annotation, molecular function: ATP hydrolysis activity; ATP binding; ABC-type oligopeptide transporter activity. Bases 1 to 2256 code for a protein of 751 amino acids. The transcript has a single exon. Gene Ontology annotation, cellular component: membrane. Lineage: Eukaryota; Fungi; Ascomycota; Saccharomycetes; Saccharomycetales; Saccharomycetaceae. The record is from RefSeq and is a predicted model, not a curated record.
AUGCUGAAGCUAUGUCUCCCACGUACGACACUUCUAAGAAGCCAGCUUGCCGGCAGUAACCUCAGAAUUAUACCGUCGAUAAGACUAUUAAGCUAUUCAAGACCGUCGCCAUUCCCAAGCAAUAGUCCUAGACCAACACGAUGUUUGACGGUGCCGUCCAGGACAAACUUCAUACCAAGGACUUUGCCACAGUUUCUGGUACCUCAUAGAACUUUGAAGACUGCUAGUACCGAUAACGGUUCAAGUUGGAGAGAUUUGAAAAGAUUAACCGUAUUAAUAAAAAAAGAUAUAAAACUACUCGUACUGGCAAUCGUGCUUUUAACGAUAUCCUGUUCCAUAGGAAUGGCUAUCCCCAAGAUUAUAGGUACAAUUUUGGACACUUUAAGGAAUAAUUACGAAAAUCUGACAUCCCUUUCACAAAUAAAAAUAUUAAAUAUUCCUUUAUCAACCUUUUUGAUGGGUGUUGGUAUAACGCUGAUCUUUGGUUGUUUUGCAAAUUUCGGUAGGGUAGUCAUUCUAAGAAUAAUAAGUGAAAGAUUGGUUUCACGUUUACGUUCUCAAGUCGUUAAAAAUAUUAUCCAUAAAGAUCUUGAAUUCUUCGAUACUUUUAAAGUCGGUGAUUUGAUGUCUCGUGUAGGAAAUGAUGCCUUUGUCGUCUCUAGAUCUAUAACUCAUAAAGUCGCUGAUGGUGUCAGAAGUGGAUUCAUAGGUAUAUUUGGUAUAGGUUUGAUGCUAACGUUAUCCAGAGAGCUUACUGGCGCCUUGUUUGCUAUCUUACCUCCCAUAAUUUGGUGCACUUCCGUCUUUGGUAAGCAAAUAAGAAUGAAUUCUAAAAAACUGCAAGAUGUGACAGGAGAUCUGACUAGAGUUACGGAGGAGCAAUUUAAUGGAAUAAGGACCGUUCAGGGAUUCGUCGCAGAAAGAAAUGAAAUAAAAAGAUUUAACAAUGUUCUGAGGGAAAUCUUUCAAGUGGGGAAGGAAUCAGCUUUCAUAAACGGGAAAUUUUUUACUUCAGCUAGUUUAAUCGGUGACCUGGGAUUCUUAAUCGUACUUACGUAUGGUUCUUACUUGGUUAUGCAUGGCUCGAUGUCUAUCGGUGACUUAACAGCAUUUAUGCUCUACACUGAAUAUACCGGAAAUGCAAUAUUCGGUUUGUCAUCUUUCUACUCGGAAUUGAUGCAAGGUGUAGGUGCAGCGUCUAGAAUAUUCGAAAUUAAUGAUAAAGAACCCAAAAUUAAAUCAACCACUGGUGAAGCAAAAUUCAAGCCAUUAAAUGAAGUCGGUGGUUGCGAAAUUGAAUUUAAAAACGUUUCCUUUUUCUACCCAACAAGACCAACAAAUCAAAUAUUCAAAAAUCUAAAUUUCAAAGUCCCCGCAGGUUCGAAUGUUUGUAUCGUGGGUCCAUCAGGUCGUGGUAAAUCAACCAUUGCAUCCUUGCUUUUACAUCAUUAUAAUGCGGUAAGUGGACAGAUUUUAAUAGAUGGACAAGAUAUUGCCACAUUGAAUACAAAAUCUCUGCGAAGGAAGAUAGGUAUUGUUCAACAGGAACCAAUCUUAAUGUCAGGUACAAUUAGAGAUAAUAUAACUUACGGCCUAACUGAGGAACCUUCCAAGGAAGAAAUUAGAUUAGUUGCCAAGCAAUGCUUUUGUCAUAAUUUUAUCACAAAGUUUCCAGACACGUACGAUACUACAAUAGGUAGUGGUUCCAGUGGCACAAGUUUAAGCGGUGGUCAAAAACAACGUAUUGCAAUUGCUCGUGCAUUAAUCAAGAAGCCAAAUAUACUGAUCUUAGAUGAGGCUACGUCUGCUUUGGAUGUUGAAAGUGAAGGUGCAAUUAAUUAUACAUUUGGUCAAAUCAUGAAAAGCAAAUCGAUGACAAUUGUGAGUAUAGCACAUAGAUUGAGUACUAUCAGAAGAUUCGAAGAUGUCAUCGUUUUAGGUAACGAUGGUUCCGUUGUAGAAAUGGGUAAGUUCAAAGAAUUAUACGACAACCCAACUAGUGAAUUAUCCAAAUUGUUGAAUGAAAAAUCAUCUACAAAGGAAGCAACCCCACAACCUGUCAAUCCACCACCAUUUAUAGAUUUACAAACGAACCCUGAAGAAAAGAAAGAGGCAGAUAACGCGUCUGAAGAAAAUGGAGCUAAGCUCGAUGAUUCAAAAGAAGAUGUGUCCGUUCCAGAUAAUAUGACUUCAUCCGAUGAUUCUUUGAAAGAAGCUGUAAACGAAGGGGGUCCUAUCAAGAUUACACCUCGGUGA